AUGUCCAAAAACAGCUCAGUCAUCACCUACGCUGCCGGCGCGGGUCUCGCCGCCAUCGCACUGGUCUAUGUUUUUGGUCCUACCUACCUCAUCGACGAAUCUCCCAACGGCACUCGCCGAUCCUCUCACGCCGUCGGCCUGCGUAACGUUGGCAAUGAUUGCUUCAUCAACUCCAUCCUCCAGGCCCUCGCCGGGCUCGGGGAGCUGCGCUUAUACCUCAUCCGCGAGACCCAUCGAAGGGUCAUCGAUGCCGAUGUAUACGAAGCCCUCGUGCGACCGACCCGCUCCGCCGAUGCACCUUCCCAUUUCGGUGGUAAGGAGCUCAAGGAAUGGCAGAUUCGCAGCCUACAAGCAGGAGCCGUGACGGCAGGGCUCAAGGAGAUGCUAGAUAGACUGAACGAGAGGCCCAUUUCCAAAAAGGCCAUAUCACCGAGGGGUUUCGUCGCGGUGCUGGAAGGCGCGUUUGGCCAGACCAUCAACCGACAGCAACAGGACGCGCAGGAAUUUCUUCAGCUGCUCGUAGAAAGGUUGCAGGACGAAUACAACGCGGGAAAGCGAGCGAGGGCACACGCGAAGCGAGAACAAAAUAGAAGAAAGCUUGCGGGGAUCCACAUCUCCUCCGAGAAUGGCACGCCCACCUCGCAAAGGACGGAUCCGACCCUAGACGCCUUUCAAGGGGAGGGCGAAGAAGCAGAAUACGAAGAGCAUGACUUUCCCUUGGAGGGCGAGCGCGAGGCCCAGUCCGAGUGCAUGACGUGCGGGUAUAAGACGCACCCUCGCAAGGAGGUGUUCUGCAUGCUUACCCUCUCCGUCCCUCAAGUGCGACAAGUGCCGUCUUUGCACGCCCGGAAGCUCCUUGCCAACGACCUAUCCAAGCUCCCGCCGACUCCCGCCGACGCGUCCGAAGACCCCCGCCCUAUCAUGCGGGAGGCCCUCCGCAAACUCGACGAGUCCAUCGAAAAGGACCCCGAGAACCCGCCCAGCGACAACAUGGCCAAGGUGUCGUUUCCCGAGCAGCUACGCCUCGGCGGACUGCGCGAGACCAAGCGCUACAAGCUCCUCGCCACCGUGACGCACAAGGGCGGGCACUCCAGCGGGCACUACCAGUCCUUUCGGCGGCAUGCCUUUGCGGCCAACCCCUUUUCCAACCCCCAUCUCAUGAGCGGCGUGUAUAGCAGGGCCGCCACCCCUCUGCCACACCCCGCCCCCGCCGCCUCGACGCCGAAUCUCGUCGCGAGCCCUAAUUCGUCGGGCGAGCUUGUCACGCCUCCCGGCGUCGACGAAUCUUUCCCCUCCGCUGGUCCCGUCAAUGGCGCGUCGUCCAAGUCUGGCUCGAUUAGGGACAAGGACAAGGACAAGUCGGACUCGAGCAGCAUCCGCUCCGUCGCUGCCUCGGCGCUCUCCAAGCUUUCGCCGUCUAAGAGCGGGUCGAACCUCAACGGCCAAUCGAGCGUGAACGGCGCAGCGCCGUCGGAGCGCCGGCCGAGGACGGCUCUCAAGAAGAAGAACCAGAAAUGGUGGAGGAUCAAUGACGAAAAGGUGCGGGAGGCGCGGACGAGCGAGGUUUUGGAUAUGGAGAGGGAAGUCUAUCUCUUGUUCUACGAAUUGGAGGCGGACGAGCCUUCAGAUGUAUGA
Parascedosporium putredinis is the source of this 1635-nucleotide messenger RNA. The record is from the annotation of a GenBank genome assembly. Lineage: Eukaryota; Fungi; Ascomycota; Sordariomycetes; Microascales; Microascaceae.